Messenger RNA from Lactuca sativa (garden lettuce), 2020 nucleotides. The record is from RefSeq and is a predicted model, not a curated record. Lineage: Eukaryota; Viridiplantae; Streptophyta; Magnoliopsida; Asterales; Asteraceae.
UGUUAGCAACAAAGAAAACACAUAUUGGAAGAAAUAUAAUAUAUGGUAUCGACGUCUUAGGUAUUGGCAGCAUAAUCUUGUCCAUCAUUGUAUAGAUUUUAUGCAUGUCGAAAAGAAUGUAGGUGAGAGUCUAGUUGGAACAAUGCUCAACAUUCCUGGCAAAACAAAAGAUGGAUUGCAGGCUCGAUUGGAUUUGGCACAUUUUGGGUUAAAGCCAGAGUUACAAGUUCAUAUUGAAGGCAACAAAACCACACUUCCGGCAGCAAGUUACACGUUAACAACAGAGGAAAAAACCAUGUUUUGUGAAACAUUAUACAAUUUAAGGGUUCCACAAGGGUAUUGUUCUAAUUUUUCUAGUUUGGUGAGUCUAAAGGAUAGGAAGCUUAUCGGACUUAAAUCACAUGACUAUCACAUGCUCAUGCAACAAUUUUUGCCCAUCGCAAUACGGUCUAUUAUGCCGAAAUCCACAAGGGAUGCUAUUACCAGAUUUUGUUUCAUUUUCAAAUCAAUAUGUAGCAAAGAAAUAAAAGUUAAGGAGCUCGAUAAGUUGCAAGAAGAAUUAUGUGUCACAUUGUGCCUGCUUGAGAAAUAUUUUCCUCCAUCAUUUUUUGAUGUUAUGGUUCAUUUAACUGUGCAUCUAAUUAGGGAAGUAAAAUUAUGUGGUCCAGUAUGCUUUCGAUGGAUGUAUCCAUUCGAAAGGUGUAUGAAGGUUAUUAAGGGGCACGUGCGGAAUAAAAAUAAACCAGAAGGUUGCAUUGCAGAAGAGAAUAUUGCAGAAGAGACAAUUGAGUUUUUAAGUGAAUUCCAAAAAAAUAUGAAUACUGUUGGUAUUCCACUUGAGAAGCAUAACAACUUUGGAAAUCAUAUUGAUGACUAUAGUAUUUCUCUUAGGGAUGGCACUCCAGUAUCAGCAUGUCGAUCGGUUCAAGUUUCUCCAGACCUCUUCAUCAAAGCACAUUUCUAUGUAAUGCAAAAUACAACUGAAGUUGUACCAUAUAUUAAUCGACACAAGGCAUUUCUGAGAAACCAACACCCUUUUAAACGAAAUGCAUGGCUAGAGAAUGAGCACAGUAAAAUGUUUGGUCAAUGGUUACGAGAGGAGGUUGAAAAAGAGUUAUUGGUCUCAAAAGAAAGUGUAUCAGAGACCGUUAGGUGGAUUUCACAUGGACCAAACACCAAUGUACUGAAAUACGAUGCGUAUGACAUCAAUGGAUAUACAUUUCGUACAAAAUGUCGUGAAGGCAAAGUUCAUCAGAACAGCGGGAUUAGUGUAGUGGCAACUGACACGCAUAUUUCUAAUGAAGUUGUAACCUAUGACCAAAACUCUUAUUAUGGGGUUGUAAAAGAGAUAUGGGUAAUAGAUUAUCAUUUUAAAAAAAUUCCUCUUUUCAUGUGUGACUGGGUUGACAAUAAAAACGGAGUCAAGAAGGAUCCGGUUGGGUACACCUUAGUUGAACUUGGUAGGUUAGGCCACAAAGAUGAUCCAUUCAUAUUGGCCUCACAAGCACGACAAGUGUUCUACGUUACAGACCAACUGAAUAAAAAAUGGUCAAUUGUCUUUAUGACACCUCCCAAAAAUUAUAGAGAUACGUAUGACGAUGUCGAUGAGGAAUUUAGUACUGUACUUUUUCCUCACAAUGACAAUAUAUUGCCACGUGUAGAUCCACUUGACUUGCGUAAAGAAUCACGAAAUGAUUAUUUUCGGACUGACUGUCCGGGUAUAGUCAUACAUAAGGCACAUGAGAAUCCUUGAUCCUGGUGUUAUUAAUUUUACGUUUUGUUGUCUGGUGCUCGAUACCCCAAAGUUGGUUGUCUGAAAGAGAAAAAAAAAGUUUCUUUGAAAUUUGCUCGAAUGAGUGCAUGCUUGUUGGCAGUUGCUACUAGGUCUCCCUGAAAAAAUUGUCAAUUGCUUGAUGUAUAUUAAUUAGAAUUAAAACUCCUUUGUCUCAUUUAUGUUUUAACCCAAAAUUGACAAUAAUACCCUUAUUGCUAAACUAUUUGUUUUUAACAAAAUUGUGGA